This is a messenger RNA of Oryza sativa Japonica Group (Japanese rice), 1804 nucleotides long. Lineage: Eukaryota; Viridiplantae; Streptophyta; Magnoliopsida; Poales; Poaceae. The record is from RefSeq and is a predicted model, not a curated record.
ACUAUUACGAGUAAAUGUCUAAUUUUUAUAGAUUUUUUGUGACAUUUACUAAUUGGUGUGUACGGAGUGUGCACAUGAAGCUCGUAUGUAUGUUUCCCUGUGCAUUAAAGGGAACGAUGGAAGGCAUCAGCAUCGUCAUCAACCCCACAAGUGCAACCCCAUCCAUCCAUAAACCACGGCUCCGACAACGAAUCACGCGCUCUCCAACUCACACGCGUCCGCAUCAACCGAGCAAUGAAUCACGAUCCCUCUCGAUCCGGCUUCUUUCAGCUUACGUCCCCGUCACCACAAAGCCCCAAACGGCCAAAACCAGAGUAACAACCCCCAGUAAACUCCGCAUCAGAGAAGCACGAGCCCAAGCCCACCGUGCAGAGUCCGCUCCCCGCAGGAGAGGGAAAGAGCGCCCCAUGCCUGCGCGUCGCGCGCGUCCCCAUCGCGUCCGAGCAACCUCCAGCUGGUCCGACAGCCAACCGAACCCACUCACCCAACCAACCGCAGAGCGAGAGCCCAAACCCCCCCUCCCGCGCGCGGACCCGGCUCCCGCCCAUCGCCCUUCAAUCUGGCUGGCACCUACUGUGCCACCCCGCGUAGCAGCAGUGGACGCGCACGCUCUCGCGCUCGCAGCAUCCCCCACCCGUCAAGUGCAUAACUAUAUAAAGCCGCCGCCCCGGUCCGUUUUCCUUUCCUCCCAAAUCAAGACCAAAUCGGAUAAUUUCAAAUCCUUGUCGAGUGAACUGAUCCAUCGAUGGAGUGGGCGUACUACGGCAGUGGGUACUCCUCGUCGGGGACGCCGUCGCCGGUGGGCGGCGACGGGGACGAGGACUCGUACAUGACGGUGUCGUCGGCGCCGCCCAAGCGGCGGGCGGGGAGGACCAAGUUCAAGGAGACGAGGCACCCGGUGUACAAGGGCGUGCGCAGCAGGAACCCCGGGAGGUGGGUCUGCGAGGUGCGCGAGCCGCACGGCAAGCAGAGGAUCUGGCUCGGCACCUUCGAGACCGCCGAGAUGGCGGCGCGCGCGCACGACGUCGCGGCGAUGGCGCUGCGCGGCCGCGCCGCCUGCCUCAACUUCGCCGACUCGCCGCGCAGGCUCCGCGUGCCGCCGCUGGGGGCCGGGCACGAGGAGAUACGCCGCGCCGCGGUCGAGGCCGCCGAGCUGUUCCGCCCGGCGCCCGGGCAGCACAAUGCGGCUGCCGAGGCGGCGGCCGCUGUCGCUGCGCAGGCAACCGCGGCGAGCGCGGAGCUCUUUGCCGACUUCCCUUGCUACCCGAUGGACGGACUGGAAUUCGAAAUGCAGGGGUACCUCGACAUGGCACAGGGAAUGCUCAUCGAGCCGCCGCCAUUGGCAGGGCAAUCGACGUGGGCCGAGGAGGACUACGACUGCGAGGUCAAUCUAUGGAGCUACUGAUGAUCGCCCGUGCACCUGAACCGAACCAGCCCUGAUGAGCAGGAGGACUCAAUGUACAGCUUAUUAUGGUAUAUAAUCAAGUACGAACCGUACUUAUGGUGUGCCGUUUCCCUGCUAUUCUGACGAAAAUGGAAUGCGAUCAGAAGGAGCAGAGGAGUGUCCUUUAGGUUGGUAGGGGGGGCUCCAUGCUCGUGCGACACUGGCAAUGGGGGCCAAAAAUUUUAUUGGCGCCAGAAAUAGCACUUGCUGCGGAUGAUCCCUUUAGUUUCUGUAGUAACAAGCCUCACCUCCCAGGCUUGUCUAAUAAGCAGCUAAGUUUGCUGCAUAUUUGACCUUGUACGUGGUUAUGACCCUCGAGGGAGCUAAUGAAGUGGAUAUAUGGUCGAUCAGCUAAUUCCA